This is a messenger RNA of Pelmatolapia mariae (spotted tilapia), 7461 nucleotides long. RefSeq lists its product as uncharacterized. NCBI's taxonomy places the organism in Eukaryota, Metazoa, Chordata, Actinopteri, Cichliformes, Cichlidae. The transcript has 48 exons. The record is from RefSeq and is a predicted model, not a curated record. Bases 153 to 6857 code for a protein of 2234 amino acids. Gene Ontology annotation, molecular function: nucleic acid binding; zinc ion binding.
CUUCGCCCCGUGUACGGUUGUUUGGAUCGGAGACGCCUGCCGAUGCCUUAGAUGACGACUUUUUUUUCCUGUUUGUUUUUUUUUUUUUUUUUUAACAUUUCCUGUCUGGAGAGAAGAGUUUUUAGUUGGUUUACAGCACCAGUAAACUGAACAUGGAGCGCAGCUUUAAAUGCCAGCUCUGCUUCUACAAAUUUAGAAAGCUGUUUGAUUACAAGAAGCACAUAUUUUCCAGUGUACAUCACCAGAAACUGAAAGACCUUUUCCCAAAUGAUACGUUUCAGAAUGUUGCCAAAGGUGUACCCCAUAUCAUUUUUGCGGAUCCAGAAAAAAAGAAUUGCUUCAAACAUCCCGUUGUGGGCUUGUCUGCGCUGACUCUGUGUUUCAGUCCAGAGUCACGGACUUCUUUUUACUUGUGUCACAUCUGUGCCGAGAAGAGUUUACCUGGUGAUGUUUUAAGGCACUUCUUUUCUAUGGACCAUUACAGCAACUACAUUAAUUGCAUGGAUCCCAAUGCAAUGAGUUUCUCCUGGAUCCCCAGCAAGAAAAUGAAGCAGACUGAACUCAAAAGCAAAGUAAAAGAAGAAGCGCCUAUGGACUUGCAGAUGCUGCAUUUACCUGAUCAUCUUAUGGAAAAGCUUAAAAGCAGCACCUACUCAGAAGUGAUGCUCACUCUAGGUGAAAAUGAGAAGCUUCUCAAACUGAUUCAAGCUUUCAAGCCAGAGAGGAUGACGAUCCUGGCUUACCAAAAAGACAGCAACAGGAAGCAUCCGCUUCUUGGCAUGCAGCACCUCGUCGAGUGCAUUUGUGUCGGAGCAGAUAAGAAGAAGCAUUACCUCUGCACGCUCUGCGGCUUAACAGUGGGCGCCCACGUGAUCAUCAAACACGUCCUGAGCUUUGACCACAUCUUUUGGUAUUUUAAAGUGUGGCAUCCCUCUACAUUGUUGUCAAAAGAGUGCUACACAGACUACACGCCCUCCUUUGAAUCCAUGAUGCUUGACUUGGCAAAGCAGACGGAGAAAAUUCAUGGAAAAAAUGAUUUGAAACAAGUGAGCCUGGAGCCCGCUCAAUUCAAGUCUGUAAACUUUAAAAGCUACACAGAAGCUUUGACGACCCUGGAAUCGAUCAAGAAGUGCAGCUUGAAACCAGCCAUCAAACCAGGGAAGAAGCUGGAGUAUCAUGCUGUCAAAAAUCAGUCAGCACCUGCAAGCGAACCUUCAAAGCUGCUCACAUACCACCCAAGAUGUAAACUGCUGUGUCAGGACUGCCGUCUGACGUUGGAAAACAUAUCUCAAUAUCUCAAUCAUCUGUCAAAACCAAGACACAGGGAGAUGUUGUGGAAACUCUUUGAAGAAGGAUUUGAAGGUUAUGAGAAAAAAGCUCAGUUUUUCCUUCACUUACACUUCUAUGUCAAGGAGUGCUUCAAGAAAAAACAGCCAGUCAUUGGUACACCCUUGAUUGUGUCCUGCAUUACCACAGAAGCUGAGACAGAGCCUUUUUACAUAUGCUUUGCUUGUCAGGAGUGUGUCUGUCAGUCCUUGAUCGAGCCACACUUAAACUCCCGAAAACAUGUUGUGCAUACACUGCUGUUUGAGAAUCCCUGGCGGCUGCCUUUCGGCUGGGAGAAUCUGCAGGAUGAUCAAACACUAAAGUCAAGGGCGUGGGAGGAGGAGAUGGAGAGAAGACCAAAGGAGGUGGUUCUGAAGGUUCUUGAUAUGCCAUGGUCAGUAUUUUACAGGCUCACCCCUCCUACUUUUGAAAAAGUACUGGAGGGACUUGAACAACAGCGCAAUGUCUUGAAGAAUGAAGUUCCACCUUGUCAGACAUAUAGCAAACGUCAAGGAAAUGAAUCAUUUCCUCUACUUGGCAUCGAGUUCAUCGUGAUGUAUGAUUUAUAUGUCAAAGAACCCAAUUCCCCAGAAGCACAUUUUCUGUGUUUGCUCUGUGAGAGGAGGCUGUCAGAGCACGAAUGCCACGACCAUGUAUUCAGCCGUGAACACGUGGCAAAAUUCCUGGACGGUUUCCACCCAGGCUCACUGGAUUCCAACGCUGAUGCAGAGACAUUACUGGACUUGGCAAAACAGGCAGCAACAAUUCACAAUAAGUCUCACAUACAGGUAAUAUAUUUGCAGCGUCCCAUUAAGGAGCCAUACUCCUACUUUGUAGCAACAAAAAUCUUGGAAUGUGUAAAGUGGAAAACUGAGAACAAAAAGCUUAAACCCCAAAUAAAACUUCAUAGAAAACUGGUUCCGAGGAUAACUGUAAAAGACGAGCAACGUGUGAGAGGUGUCUGUCAGAAAAAUAGCAGCAUCAACACAGUCGGUGUAGAAGAAAUCAAAAAAGAGCGUGACACACCGACACCAAGUGAAAAUGACUCUGGGUUGAAAAGUAAGGCGGCUUCAGAAGUGAUGAACAAUCCAGGUGAGGUGUGUCGGGCGAUAAAGCAGGAGCCAGAAGAGGCUAAAAUAAAAGGAUCAGCUGGGGCGAAGCAAAGCUGCCACAAUGCUAACAAAGAUAAUGGUGCAGACGCUGGGAUAGAAGAUGGCAGAACUAGCAAAGAUGUCCCAGCACAGCUGAAGAAUUACAAAGAAAUGGAAAGAAAAAGACAGCACAGUGUGUCUGAAACAUCGCAAGAGGACUCGUGUCCUACUGAGUGUGUGGGGAGAGAAAUGGGCCCUAAAAGACAGCGUCUGACCUCCAGAGAAGACUCGUGUGACGAAGCCCCAAAAAUGUCUGAUGUUAGCAUAAAGAAGGAGAACGAUGAAGAUGAAGCCUGCAAUGCGGCAAUUGACAAAGGUUUUAGCGCUCUGCUUAAAUGCUGCUGUCCUCAGCAUGAGCCAGUCUACCCCUGCGAGUCCUGCUCUUUGAAGAUCUCAGAGAAGGACAUCUUCAGCCAUCUGACUGAUUUUGACCAUCACAAGCUGCAUGUGGUGACUGUUGAUGUAAAUGAAGAAGUUUACAGUAAGGUCUCAAAACAAAGCUUUCAGUCGGCCAUAGAGACAGUGAAGGCAUUUCAGACUCAGCAGGACAUUGGGUCUACAUUCCCUUCAUCCUCAGCUCCUACCUGCAUAAAACCUGUGGACACUUCAGUCGACCAACAUGAUGACAAUACAAAGGCCAGCGUGAAAGUGGUGAACAUGGUGACUGAUGACGACCAGGAGGAGUCUGCGUUAUUUAAAGGCACCGGAAUAACUCAAGUCCUCCCUCAAUCAACUGAAGAGGACACAAAGAGUAACAAAGCCCCCAAGCCAGCUAACAAAUCUGUCACUUGUCCAAUUACUCCCAGAAGUGGAGAAAACGUAAGUCUGUGUGUGUCAAAUGCAAGUGGCACAAAAGCCGCCUCCAAAGCCAGUAUUACUCCAAACACAAGUGUGAAACCAAUUAAAAUUGGACCCAAGCCUGACAUGGAAGAAGUGAGACCAGUUACAUCCAUGUGCACUGCAGCCGCUGCUAAAAAUACUGCAACUUCUUCCCAACGGAUAGGAACUGCCUGCACCUCUAAGGUAUCUGCCUCAAGUGCAAAGUCAACUGCAGAAUCUCCAGCAGUGUGCAGAACCGGAGCUCCAUCGAGAGUGACGGCUACUUCUUCAAACAGAACACCUCCUCAGACUGAAUCCACAGUGGUGCGAGAGGCUACUUGCAAAACUGCACCUUCCUCCAGAAGUGAAAAGUUUCCAUCUCAUCAGUUAAAAACAAAAGCCACCCCUCAAAUGGCACCUGUGGCUAAAAAGCCCAGAACCUCAGUUAGACCUGAGAGUGUGGAGACUUCUGCAAAGGCCGUACAUGUGAAGAAUUCAGUGGGGCCAAAUGCACCACAUUGUCAUAAAAGUAACAAACCUGGCGCUCCUCAUCAGGCCACGGGCACGUCUGUCAGGUCUGAACACAAGAAACCACCCACAGAGCCACCCCAAACCUCCAUGAGUAAUAAGACAAAACCAAGUGAAGGCCUUCCUAAAGUAGGCUUAAAUGAGCUGAUUGUGGUAUUGUGCGAGGAGAAGCAGCAAGUCUACUGUAAGCUGUGUUCAGUGAAGCUAACCAGUUCCAGUGACUAUCACCUGAUCAGCUUAGACCACUGGAAAAAAUAUGUGAAAACGAAGUAUCCUGAUUGGACCACAAAGCCAUCAGAGAUGGAGAGAAAACUGAAUGAGAUAGCGAUUCCCUUGACUGAGGCUGAGAGGAGUCUCGGACCUCGCAGACCACAGAUUCUGAAAGUGAAGAAGGACGUGUAUGAAAAGCUGGCUCAUCUUCCAGAAGAUAAAGCUGUCAAAUAUGUGAAGUCAAUGAGUCAGAGAAGCUUGCGGCUCUCAUCAACCUCCCCAGCUGAUUCUGCCUCUGCCAGUCCAUGCGACGUUUCAAGCUCAGAUGAUGGGCUAAAUAAAAUGUCAGAACUUUCUACUUACGAAUGUCCAGCGGUGGAGAACAAAAACCGGCACCAGGCACUGUUGAUCCAGAAGGAAGAAAUGAGCUCUAACUCAAAAGUGGAGGCGGACCUGGCUGCAUGGAAGCCAAUCGGACAGAGCACGGAAGGUGAAGACAUAAAAUCUGAUGACAUGAUUCUGGACGAGCUUGAAGACGAGGAAACUGCAGAAAUUGAGGAUUUAGAGGAAGAUGUAGAGGUUCAGACUUGCACUGAAGUUAUGUCUGAAAUGCAGUGUCCUGAGCUUUGUGGCACUGACUCGGACAUCUUUGCUGAAUCCCCUGGUGGAGGCACUAGAGACCACAAACCAAAGCAAUCGAAGAGUGAAGAAUUUCAGGACAACUGGACAUUGCCAGCAUCCGCACAAAAACCUUUGCCUGUCAAAUUCAGCUGCUCAGAGCCACUCCCUGUAGCUGCUUCAGCUCAUACAGAAGGGCAGAACCAGCUGAGACCAAGGCAGAAGAUGGACCAUGUGUCUAGAGGCAAUCCAGUAUCAGAAGAGCACAGUGCAUCACAGGCAUUCUUACCAACUCCAACAGAGGGAAGAAAUCGGUGCUCUAGUUCUGACAGCCAUUUGUCCAUGUUCUUGAAAACAAAGGGACUGGAUGCUGAACCAAUUGUUGGUCAGGGUUAUGUGUUGGAGUGCCGCGGGAUUUCUUUGGAAACCCUUUUCUUAUGCACGUGCUGUGAGAAGGCGCUCUCUCACCGCGACAUCUGUCAGCACAUGGUCAGCUCUGAGCACCAGCUCGAAUACAUGCGGAAAGAACACCCUCAGUUUCUCCACAAGUUCUGGUAUGAAGACCUGCCUUUAGACAAGAAACUGGAACUCUUAAAGAAAGUUUCCUGGAAGAUCUCAGAGUGGGAGCCAGAUGAAAGUUCAAAGGUUAUAAUGCUGAGAAAGGAGUUGCAUGAACGUGUUCAGACAGCUUCAUUCAGUGAAGCUAUAAAAAUGUUGCAAAAUACGCAUACGGACAAAUCAAGUAAGCAGGGCAUGCCGCAGGACAUCGAUGAAUGCAGGGUCUUGGUUCCACAGCACAACAGUCAGCAGUCUGAUGAGCGGCCAGUUCCAAAAGAGUCUCUUUCCACAGAAAUUCAAUCAGCUCAUAGACCUGAGCGAUACCAGAGAAGUGACAAUGCUCAACUCACACAGGAGCCUCAGUUAGAGACAACUCAAACGGUUGGUGACUUGGAUGGGUUCAAAGAAAGACGACUCUUGAGUCCUCUCAAUGUGAGCGGCUCCAGCUCGAAGGAUGAUCCUGUUGCCUCACUGUUGCCCCAUCCUGGCUCAUGUCUCAGCCCUGAAGAGACCUGCUAUAAGCCUCCCGUGCAACCAAAGCUCAUGCCACCAGUCUCUGACUAUCAGCAGCCUGCCCUCUGCUUGCAUGUGAAACAGGAAGAGGCACACUCGGAACCAGCAUGCUCUUCAGCUGCUAAUCCUACUGUCAGCCAAACGCUGUCAGUGCCUCCCAGAGAUCAGUGUCUCCCAGCUGAUACUCUGCUAGGCAGAAAUGAUGUAGACUGGAGAUUGGUUGCACACCUGAUUGCUGCGCUGAGAGAUGGUAGAAUGAAAACUCCUGAUACUGUUGAGACUUUGGACUCCUGUGCUGCCGGUUCAUCUGAAAGUGUGGAAAAUGGGUUGAAUUUGCAUACAGUGACAAAAACUCCAACUUCCUCUGGCUCAUUGAAAAGCGAGCCUCUGACAGGAAACCCUGUUAAUGCAGGCAGUGAGAACCAACGCGUCAGUCUGAGUGGAAGCUCAGAAGACACUUCAUCUUCCCUGGACCAUUUGAUGACUGGAAAUCCUUUUAAAGUUGAAGCUGCAUCUGAUGCAAGGGCUACUACCGCCACGGUUGAGCCCAAAGACCCACAGUAUCCACCAACUAUUGCUGAUCAAAGCGUCUUUGAAAAUUUCAGCCCUGUUUGGUAUACAGGCACCAGCCAUAACCCAGGACAGAUCCCACAGCCACAUGCUGACUCAGAGGCUGACAGCUCUGGAGUUCACCAGUUGCCCAUCAGUACCAUUGUAACCGAGAGGCCGACGCAAAGGUUUAUGGGAUGCUAUACAGAACAGCCCCACACCGAUGUGAACAGCAGCCAUCAGGGCAGUUUCCCUACAAUUUCUGGAGACAACCCCACUGACUUUUUGGUGCCUUCAACCGGAUACGAUUCACACAGCCAAAUGCCUUAUGUCGCAAGUUCACAUCCAGGGUACGCACCGCCUCAGGCCGUAUUAGGUUACACAACAGGAGAAAACCCUCAAGUUUAUACUGGAGCUUUAAACCCAAGUGAAGGAUACACUGCAGCGACAAUUUACCCGGGAAAUUUUUAUCCACAGCUGGCCAUCAGCCAUUCAAGUUUGCAGUUAUUUGGGCAAUCUGCGGUGACUCCAGGAUGGGUGAGUGUGGAUAUGUUGCACUACUACCCAUCAGUGAUGAGGAGAUAAGUGACUGGUUUUUGUAUAAAAAAAACCCGUUUGCUGUUGUGCGUUUUGACAUUUGAUUUUUCUCACUUUUUUGGGGGGGGGGGGAUAAAAAAAUAAAUAAAUUCAUGCCAUAUUAAGUGAGUUUUAUUCUUUCAAAGUAAUGUUUAAAUGGAUAGUUUAACAUGCAUAUUAACCCUUUCUUUUUUUCCCCUUUAAAAACAAAAAGGAAAAAAAAAAAAAAAAAGAAUUCAUUAUCUUAUAGUUGGGCACUAGCUAUCAUUAGCAUUUGGAAAACCUGAGGUGCAAAUUGACACUUUCACUGCCUUUUUCUCAGUAUUUCUGUGUUUUCACUUGCACUCCUGUACAGCACAUGUUCUGAUCACAUUUAAGAAGCUAGAUUUAGCCUGUUAAAACUCUUUGUUUUGUGUGUUUUGUUUUUUGCCCUGUGGUUCAUUUUGAGUAAAGCGCACAGAUUUUCUGUGCAAGUAGCAAAAAGUUAUGUUUAAAACUGUUUGUAUUCAGUAUGAAGAGUGUGACAAAAUCUUGGGAAGUCUCAUUUAUUGGUAGCUUGUUUUUAAUCUGCUAAUAGCAGUUUUUAUAUCUAUUUGUGGGUUUUUAUGUUUUG